GUAAAUUAAAUUUAUUAAAUAAUACUUUAAUGCCUAAACCUUUUCCCCUGAGUGGAAUGCUUGUUACUUUACCUUCGAAUGAGGCGUAUAGUAAAAUCAAUCCUGAUGAAGUAUUGGAAUAUGCGUUUAGACCUGCUGAUUUUAGAAUAUUGUAUGAUGAAAAAAAUAUUAGAAACAUUUCUAUUUUAUGGUCUCAAGCUGCUGCUUUGAUUGGAAAGAAAAAAACUGGGAGGAAUAAAGCCGUGGCAGCGGUUGGUCGUUGGAUUAAA
This is a messenger RNA of Racocetra persica, 269 nucleotides long. The record is from the annotation of a GenBank genome assembly. NCBI's taxonomy places the organism in Eukaryota, Fungi, Glomeromycota, Glomeromycetes, Diversisporales, Gigasporaceae.